Molecule: messenger RNA, 861 nt
Organism: Caenorhabditis bovis
Lineage: Eukaryota; Metazoa; Nematoda; Chromadorea; Rhabditida; Rhabditidae
Source: the annotation of a GenBank genome assembly
AUGGGCGAUGAUGGACUGUUCCAAUUGAAUGAUGAUCCAUUUAUGAUCCACACAGGCAUUGCAUAUCUCUUUCUAAGCGUUUGGCUUCUUCCUUUAUAUGGUUUAAUAAUGACGGCGCUUUAUGUUCGGGAUCGCCGCCAACCAAAUAUUACAAACAAAUUGAUGAAUAUCAUCAAUGGAUGCGAAGCUGGUCAAGCAAUUUGCCACGUCAUCACCUCAUCAGUCCUGUUUUUCCCGAAUUUGGCGAUUGCCUACAACCCGACUGUCAGGAUAUUCGGAUGCACUGCGAAUACCCUAUUCAUUGGCCAAUUUCCGGCGACGACGGUGCUCGCGAUCAGUCGUAUUUUGAUUUUUACUCAAGUGAUUCAAACCAAAAAAAUGCAUAUAAUCAUCAAGAUGGUUCUCGCCAUCUCCUAUAUAUGGCUUCUAUUCGUAUUACUAUACGGUUGCAUCUCGCAAAACAUGAACUUCUAUCCGCCGGCGUGGGGGUACGAUUCAUCAGUUGCCUACGCGGACCUCUUCAGCAUUCUCGAAUUAUGUGUCACACUUCCAUGUUUGGCGACAUCCUACAUUUCGUACAUCGUCAUCGCGUUUCUAAUUUAUACGAAAAAGCAAAGCCAAUCAAAGACGUAUCGUCGAGAGGAAUUGGCAAUCAUGAUUCAGUAUACAUUUGUUACUACCUAUAUUACAGUGCUUAUUGCAAUGUGGCAUAAUGGAGCAUAUUUGUUCGAAAUGACCCCGUUCGCCAACGCGUUCCUCAAUUCUUGUUGGAUUGUGGCCUCUUAUAUCAAUCCGAUAUUCCUGCUCUUACUAAAUAAACAAAUCCGAAAUGAAGUGAAAAAGCUGUUGAAAUCGCGAUGA